Molecule: messenger RNA, 746 nt
Organism: Misgurnus anguillicaudatus (oriental weatherfish)
Lineage: Eukaryota; Metazoa; Chordata; Actinopteri; Cypriniformes; Cobitidae
Gene: dynlrb1
Product: dynein, light chain, roadblock-type 1
Biological process (GO): microtubule-based movement
Cellular component (GO): cytoplasmic dynein complex
Source: RefSeq, a predicted model, not a curated record
GUCCAGCAGGUGGCAGUGAAGAACAACAGCGCGUUCAAAUACCACAACAGCGAACACAGCUUGUUGUGUUGUAGCUAGCAGCAUCCGUCAUAGUAACGAAAACACAAACUUUCCUUUACGAUGGCUGAGGUGGAGGAGACCCUGAAGAGAAUCCAGACCCAGAAAGGAGUACAAGGAAUCAUCAUUGUUAAUGCUGAAGGCAUCCCCAUCAAAAGCACCCUUGAUAACUCAAGCACAGUUCAGUAUGCUGGGCAUAUCCACCAGCUGCUCAUGAAAGCACGGAGCAUAGUGAGGGACAUUGAUCCACAGAAUGAUCUCACUUUUCUGAGGGUUCGAUCAAAGAAGAAUGAGAUCAUGAUUGCCCCAGAUAAGGACUAUUUCCUGAUUGUCAUUCAGAAUCCUUCAGACUAGUGUUGAAGUUUUAUUAUUUCUAAACAAUGGCCAAAAGUGUUUUUUGUUUUAAUUUGUUCUGAAAAAGUGGCAAUGUCAAAGUAACAAAUUUACAAUAAAGGAGUUCAGUUUACUUUAAUAGAAAAGUAUGUUGUUAUAAAUAUUCUUUUCAUACUGUUCUUGCUUAUCAUUCCAAUAAUUUACACAUUUUUUUUUAUUUAUUGUUAUCUUAUAUUUUCCCUUUUGCUAAAUAUUCAAGCUGUCCUUCAUCUGUAAUUAUAAAUAUGACAUUAUGAAUUUAAUUACCUUCUUGUGACUGUUAAAAAAGGACAUUAAAACUGCAAUGCAUUACCUUA